This is a messenger RNA of Marmota flaviventris (yellow-bellied marmot), 330 nucleotides long. NCBI's taxonomy places the organism in Eukaryota, Metazoa, Chordata, Mammalia, Rodentia, Sciuridae. The record is from RefSeq and is a predicted model, not a curated record.
AUGCUAGCAACAUUUUCUGUGUUGGCUUUUGAUGGUCUUAUCUACUUGAUGCUGGCACUGUACUUUGACAAAAUCUUACCCUAUGGAAAUGAGCACCGCUAUUCUCCAUUAUUUUUCCUGAGUUCAUCAUCUUGUUUCCGACACCGAAGGACUGAUAAUACGGUCAUUGAGAAAGACCUGGAUCCCGAGCAUCCCUCUGAUGGUUAUUUUGAACCCAUAGCUUCUGAAUUCCAAGGAAAAGAAGCCAUCAGGAUUAGAAACGUUAAAAAGGAAUAUAAAACAAAGUCUGGACAAGUGAAAGCUUUGAAAGAUAUUUCAUGGAUCUAUUAA